Molecule: messenger RNA, 3240 nt
Organism: Cyphellophora attinorum
Lineage: Eukaryota; Fungi; Ascomycota; Eurotiomycetes; Chaetothyriales; Cyphellophoraceae
Exons: 1
Coding region: 1-3240 (1079 amino acids)
Source: RefSeq, a predicted model, not a curated record
AUGCAGAAGCAACAACAACAACAACAACUAAACACCAAACGCUCCGACACAUUCGGCCCGCCUCUCCCGCCACCAGAGCGCGUCUCCAGUAAGGGUGCUGCACGUCUGGCGACUGUUGUUUCAAUGACCAAACCCGGUGCUGUCACUCCGAUCCUCAAUAGCCUCCGCGACAGUGCUGCUGCUGUAACCACCGAUCAUGUCGACAGUGACCAGGUCGGAUCUUCCAAUCAACAACUUGCUGUCCCUCAACACACAAUGACACGCGUCCCCCAACGCCUUGCCUCGAAUGCAUCUACCAUCGACGACGGCACCCGCCGAAACCGCGGACCAGGUGGUGCAAUCAGCAGGGACACGCUCACGCUGAUUGAGAUUGAGACGAACUUGCCGCAUCAUCAUCAGGAGGAGCAGCAGGAGCAGCAGCCUCGUCAACAGCCGCUCCAAGAAGAGCGAAAGGUCUCACCAUCACUAGUAUCCCGGCUAAAGCAAAGGACUGGCAUCGGAUUGAACAAGAAGCUCCGCGAUCCAGGUCUGCCACCUGAGCGGCCGCUGCCGGACCUGCCCUCGGAGGACGCAAGCGACAUCAGCUCUAGAUUGGGGGAUGGGCAGAGGAACAGCAAGGUGUCUGACCAGACGCGCCAUUCCACGUCAGAGCCCGCCGAAAACACUCCGACAACGGAAGUCCCCAUGAGCAAUAUCAAGCCGCUAUCGAUCAAAGCCUCUUCAGCAGCAAUGACCACAGUCGCAUCCACCCUCAUCGAAAAGCCGCAGCUGAGCCCAGCAGCCUCCUCUCUAUACAGCCAAGCCUCACAUCUCUCAGACCUCUCGACCCUUUCCAAGCCACGAUACGUACGCCACGACAAAACAUCCUUCCGGGACGAACGCAUCAAGCAGCUCAAACGGCGCUACAAAGCCGAGACCUCCUCCCGCCACCACCUUCACGAGCCCAGACGAAUUAGCGAAGAGACGGAGGACGAUACCGGUGGCGACGAACACGAUGUCGCUUUCAGCACGCCUCCGCUGCAUCCGGUGGCUGAUGCUAGCGCUACUGCUCUGAUGAGGACGUCACCUGCAAAGGCUGCUUCAACCACCAAAGCUUACGACGACGGCCCAGACGCGCCGCUGCCACCUCUCCCGCCACUGUUGCCACACCUGCGCGAGCAGCCAUCAAUCGACCAGCUCGAUCAAUUUCCGCAAGUCCCUGCCUCACGUCCUGGAAGUCGCGCCUCGGAAUCCCACCACAGCGUCAGUGCGACCUCGAAGCGAACACAGAGCCGCCCAAGACAUCCGUCGCAUGCCAGGCAGAGUUCAAAGGCAAGCUCGCGGUACAGCUAUCGGCCUGCUAUGCCGAGACUUCCGACUGGUGCUUCAAGCUCAUCGGCAUUGUUGCAUGGACCGCCGAAGCAGUUGCUGUCCACCAGCCAGAUUCUCGUCAUGGUGGAUACGAAUCCUGUGACUGGCAACUUCCGUGCUGGGGCGAUCAGCCCGGAGCCGGUGAGCGUGGUCUCCAGUCGAGAAGGUAGUCCCGCGAAGUCGUCGUUGCGGUGUGCGGUUGGGUCCUUAGGUAUGCAUGGUAGUCGUACGCGGACCGCUGGGUAUGUGCCUUUGCCAUCCCGGAUCGACGAGCAUGGUGAUAUGUAUGACGACGGCUUCGACGCAUCAGCCGACUCGCCUAAUCGCACUCGCGAUGAAGUUGUGAUCAGCAGGAACGGCAAAGACAGGGCAGUCAGCCCCGCCUCGAAGAAGACAAGCAUCCGCUCAACACACUCUCGCGCCUCGAGGCGAUCGGGUGCUGCCUCGCGUCAGAGUUAUCGACACUACCUGAGAACGAAUCGUCCUGGCAUGCAUCGACGCACGUCUGUCGAUACAUACGCCUCACUCAACUCAUCCCCUGCCCAAUCCUCGUCUGAGGACGAAGCACAAGCACCCUUGCUCUCGCAUUCUCACUCCCACACCCUCUCAAACAGCAGCUCUGGGCCUGUUGCGCCGCCGCCGUCAAAGAAGAAGUUGCGCAGAAGGUGGAAUAGCAAUGACAUCCACACCUUCCAGCUGCUGUCUGACGAUCUGGAGGAGAAAUAUGACAUGCUGUUCGCGCAGGAGAGGGAACUGGCGAGGCUGAAGGAGGAGGUGAGAAAGAUGAAGAGGAUCAUGGCACCGAUGGAAAGGGUAAGGGGCCUGAGAGUUGCUGCAGAUGAUGGUUUGUCAGGUCCUGAGGCGUCGGGAGCCGGUGGCUCCGCUGGUACCAGUCUCACUGCUCGUGGCUUAGGCUUGACGACAACAGCCAGUGCUCUCGGUAGUCCGAGUCGUGCUGCUGGAGCCCCUCGCGAUGGUCGUGGGCCGUACGUGCACACUCAUACGCAUUCCACAUCGUCGUCAAAGGCGAACUUGGAUGCCGCUUCUGCAGCUUUGGACGCCAUCGUACGAGAGCGUGGUCACGGUCCCUCGAUCAAAGAUCAACGCCCUGUCAGCGGCGUCAGUAGCUUGAGUGCCACGACUCAGCUCAGUGGCAUGAGUACCGCAUCAAGUGCGAAGCUCGCCGCCGGAGAUGGUAGCAAAAGACAGGCUGCCACUGACGAACAUGGCUCGAGGAGCAAGGAGGGCAGCAUGACAGAUCCAAGAGAGUAUGACCUUGAGCCUGAGCCAGUCACGCCCUUGAGAACGGCAAGCAAAAAGAGUCACCACACCAAAACGAUAUCUGCUUCUGCAGCUGCGCCCACAUUUGCGGAUGCAGCUCGGCCCAAGUCAAGGGGGACAUUGUCGAUGCGGAGCUUCCGAUCUGGGCGGAAGAGCAAGGACGUGUCGGCCUCGCCAAUGGUUCAGCUUCACCGUCCACCUCCUGUCCCGCGAACCAUAAAGCGCGAGGUCCUGAGUGAGGAAGAAGAUGGGUUUUUGUCGGCUGCGUCGAUGGGUGGGAGCACGCCAGACUUGCUCUUGGGCGUCAAGCAGAAUGAUGGUGUCGUCUUGAGGACGAAGGGCUAUCUGCGUAUCGCAGGGCUCUCGCAGACCAACUUGCUGGCUGGUGUGGAUGAUGCUGACAACGAUGACAACAAAGAAAAUGUGGAUGCCGCCGAAGCCGGUAGAAGAGCGACUGAAAAUGUGAUCGAAACGAGCGGGAUAUUUUCGCUUUUGCCGAAGAGUGCGACUGCUGAACACGAACAUGAGAAUGGGGACAAGAGACUUAGUGUCAAUCAUGCCUUCAAUCGGACUGAUGCGUGGGACAAGAUGCUGGACGCUUUUGCCUGA